This is a messenger RNA of Chiroxiphia lanceolata (lance-tailed manakin), 4935 nucleotides long. It is a transcript of the gene PITPNC1, whose product is annotated as phosphatidylinositol transfer protein cytoplasmic 1. Gene Ontology annotation, molecular function: phosphatidylinositol binding; phosphatidylinositol transfer activity. The transcript has 10 exons. NCBI's taxonomy places the organism in Eukaryota, Metazoa, Chordata, Aves, Passeriformes, Pipridae. Gene Ontology annotation, cellular component: cytoplasm. Bases 607 to 1413 code for a protein of 268 amino acids. The record is from RefSeq and is a predicted model, not a curated record. Gene Ontology annotation, biological process: phospholipid transport.
CGGCCGCCCGUCCGCCGCUGCCCCCCCGCGCCCCCGCCCCGAGCGCAGCGGGAGCCGCGGCGGCCGCAGCCGCGUUGCGGCGGGGAGGUGGGAGCCGCGCUUGGCAGCCGGGAGAGGGAACGUUAUAAAAAGCCUUUGUCUCGGGACUCAGCAUCGCAUCUCUCUCCUGCCGCCCGACGUGCUGCCGGCGGGGGCGAGAGCCACAUUUUCGGCUCGUUUGUUCUUUUCGCCGCCCCAGGCAUGUCUUGACACAGCCGCGAGAGAGAGCCCGGCGUUUCCGUGCACUUCCGACGGAUGUCUCCGGCUGGGGCGAGAGCGGUGGGGGUUUGAGACUUGGUAGCGUAUCUCGGUGCGAGCGUCUGUGAGAUUCCCAUGAUCGCGGUGUGAAGGAGGAAGGACGGGAAGAAAGAAGCGGUUGUGUUGGUUUCUCUUCUUGCUGGGUCAGCCUUCCUGGAUGGUUGCGCUACUGUCUUGUGGACACAUUGUCAAGCGCGCACAGAGAAAGAGGCUUGAUUAUUCCCCCCCGUGUUUGGUUUUCGUCGUGAUCUCUGUGCAGAAAUCCGCACUUUUCUCCCAGUUCGCCGGUCCGCACUGAGCAGCAGGAAUAUGCUCAUGAAGGAGUACCGGAUCUGCAUGCCUCUGACAGUUGAAGAGUACAGGAUUGGCCAGCUGUACAUGAUCAGCAAGCACAGCCAUGAGCAGAGUGACCGAGGGGAGGGGGUGGAAGUGGUGCAGAACGAGCCCUUUGAAGACCCCAACCAUGGCAAUGGGCAGCUGACAGAGAAACGUGUCUAUCUCAACAGCAAACUGCCUAGCUGGGCUAGAGCAGUCGUUCCCAAAAUAUUUUAUGUUACAGAGAAGGCCUGGAAUUAUUAUCCUUACACAAUCACAGAAUACACAUGUUCCUUUUUGCCUAAAUUCUCCAUUCAUAUAGAGACGAAGUACGAGGACAACAAAGGAAGCAACGACAGUAUUUUUGACAAAGAAGCAAAAGACCUGGAGCGAGAGGUUUGCUUUAUUGACAUUGCCAGCGACGAAAUUCCCGAGCGCUACUACAAGGAAUCAGAGGAUCCCAAAUAUUUCAAGUCACAGAAGACUGGGAGAGGCCAAUUGAAAGAAGGCUGGAGAGAGACCCACCAGCCAAUUAUGUGCUCCUACAAACUUGUGACUGUGAAAUUUGAAGUCUGGGGACUUCAAACCAGAGUAGAGCAAUUUGUACACAAGGUGGUCAGAGACAUCCUGUUGAUCGGUCACCGGCAGGCGUUUGCCUGGGUGGAUGAGUGGUACGAUAUGACUAUGGAUGAUGUUCGAGAAUACGAGAAAAAUAUGCAUGAAAAAACCAACAUUAAAGUUUGCAACCAACAUUCAUCUGCUGUGGAUGAAAUAGAGAGCCAUGCCAAAGCAAGAACAUGACAAUGGAUGAAGUCCGAGAGUUUGAACGAGCCACUCAGGAAGCCACCAACAAGAAGAUCGGGAUUUUCCCACCGGCAAUAUCUAUCUCUAACAUUUCCAUGCCUUCCUCAACCCGCAGUGCUCCAUCUAGUGCUCCAUCAACUCCUCUCUCCACAGAUGCUCCCGACUUCCUAACAGUUCCCAAAGACCGGCCUCGGAAAAAGUCUGCUCCAGAAACUCUCACCCUUCCAGAUCCAUCCAAAAAAACCUUUUAAAUUAACCCUGCAUGUUUCCUCCUGAUAAGCCAUGUCUGCCACAGCAAGAGUGACAUAACUCAAUUGCUACAAAGGUCGUGGUGAUUUGUUGGUUGUUUUUUUUUUUCUUGCUUAAAAUAAUCUUCCCGGUGUGGAAAGGUGACUUCUUUCCUCAGACUCGAUCCUUAAAACCUUCUGAGAAGUGCAUGCACGAGAACGUAGUUUAUAUAUUCCUAAAGUAGUGUUUCAAGCCAUAUGGUGCAUCUUACUGACAUCCAUGGAAAAGUCUGAGGGGAUGCUCUAAAUGAAAAUCAAUCCUCCUGUAGCAGAGUCCUGCCUGCAAACCCUCAUCUAGGUCACAGCAUUUAUAAUUAGGAGUAGGUAUUUAGUAAAGCUGCCAAGGACUUCUGAGGCAAAUUAGUGCCAACUCAAAUGCAGGGUUAAGAGGAAAAAAAAAACAACCCUUCCCAUUUUCUUCUUUUAUAGCUGAUUUUAAAAUCCUUCCUACUCUCAGGCUUCUCCUGUGUGUUUAUAAACCUUUGACCUGUAACUCAUUGUACUGGAACACCAACAGAUUCACAUUUCUCUCAAUAUGACUCAGGAUUUGGGGCCUAAAACGCAAAACACAAAUCUUUUCAAACCUAAAGUAUCACUGUAUCAAAGCCCCAAUUGUAAUUAAUUAUACUGACUUUGAGGCCAUUGAACUAUUUCUAUCUUGCACAGAAUUUGUAAAAGAAACCACCUAUUUCUUGUAGAUAAUGUAUUUUACUAGCUCUGCCCUGUCCCUUUGUGAGCGCAGAGUCCGUGCUGGUGUUCAUCAAUGGUGUUCUGUGCUUGAGGUUGACAAAAAGCAGCUAAAAUGUGCCAGUUGAGAAGCAAAACCAAUGAAUUCUGUCUUUUCCUUGCUGGAAGAAGAGUAGUAGUCAGGCUGUGAAACCUUGGAUGUAAAGGAAAGAAAAUAUGAGGCUCUUUUUUCUUUCCCUGCCUCACAUCUUUCCUAAACAGCACAAUCUCCUGGAUCAUCUGGGGAAGGGGGGGGACAAAAUCAGUCACUUUAAGAAGCAAACGAACCGUGGGUGACCUUGAGGAAUCAGGAGUGUUCCUCCUGGUCUGGCUGUGCAAUCACUCUUCAAUCUCAGGAAUUCAAAUGUAGACAAGAAUGUUUCCCAGAGGGAAGUGUAGGUUGUGGAAGGAGGAGUAAAACAAGUGGCAGGAGGGUUCUCUUCCUUCCUUCCAAUUCAAAGUGUGAACUCGGUGAGACCCUUUCCCUGCUGACCCUGAUUUGGGGCACUUUGCUCUCUUCCCACACAAGUUUGGUGGCUGCUGGCAGGACCUGUCUCCUGGUAGCUGUUCAACAAGCUGCUGUUCAAUCCGCAGGGAAUGACAGCUCCCACCUGGAUCAUGGCCAGAGCAGGUGAUGUUUUGUACCACUGCUGACCUGGGGCAUUGAAACAAGAGAGUCCUGCAGAGCUGAGCUGUCACUGAAUAUUGAACAAUCAGUUUGGGGGUGGCCCCUCACCUGGGCAGGAGGUCACAGUGGCUGGAAUGCACGGAACUCCUGGAUGGAUGCAGCUGCAGUCCAACUUAUGUGGAAUGUGUGGCAUUUAGGGGGUAGUUUUAGUAGCAGGAGAAGUAAUUCCAUUGCCAACCUGCACUGAAAACAGGUGUAUAUUUGUCUGAUAGUGACAAUCCUGUAGCCAGCAAAAUCCAGGAACUCUCUGAGGGUUUGACUUCCUCUGUUCUCCCAGUCCUGCCCAUGCUUGGCUUUGCUUUUCUUCCCAAAGCUGGGAAUUCCGAGGGAUUGGUACCUGAUGGGUGAUGGUUGGUUUGUUUAAAAAGCAGCUGCCGUAAUGAUGCAAACCAAACUUUCCUGCUUUGGUUUAUGAUUUCACUUUAACAAGGGUGCAGAUUAUACAAUCAUGAUUAUAACUGCUCUAAUCUGUUUUUAUCAUUAUUAAUUAGUAUCACAGUUGGAACAUUGAAAUGAAGAGGAAGGUCUGAGUACUUCAGUGCAACACCUUGAGGCAAAGGGGUUGUUUUCAAUACUGACUUUUCCCAGUCAGCUUUCUGUUGUAUUUUCCAACAUGUUUAUUAGGAUUAAAAUAGAGAGAGUUUUGCAGGUGUUCCUCACUUCUUUUGCAAAAGUACAAGCUGUGAUUAUUUUCUGAGUACAUCUUCAGAGCAUGAUGCCAGGCACCACAGCCGUGUUCCUGUUCUCUGCCACAGGGACAGGAAUUCCAGGAUACAGCUCUGCUAGGACUUGGCAAGGAAUUUUUUAUCAAGAAUACAGUUCAGAGGGAAAAAUGUGCUUAGUUUGUUCGGGUUUCUAUGAAAACCUGCUCCCAGCUCUGCUUGUGCUUUGAUGUAUUUGGGUUAGAACAAUCGUGGCAAAACAACUGGCAAUUCAGUGAAGCUUCAGAAGGGUUGAUCUCCUAAUAAAUCAAAAGGAGAGGGACCCAGAAAGGCUGUGAGGAGCAGCACAUUCCUGAAACACGUACUUAAUGGGACUUCUUAUGAAUGUAAUGGUCAAUUUUGUAAAUGACUGGAUGAAUCCUAUGGAAAGAAACUAUUUGACCUUAUUCUUUGGCUUUUUUUGAUUAUUCUGGAAGGUGAUUUUGUGACAUCUAGUAGCCAAUUUGCAUUAAUUGCUGCUGUAGAGACUUUGAAACUGAAAUAUUUGUUCCUUGAAUUUCAGUUUGUAACAAGACCGCUGUACUUUGUUAAAACUGCUUUGAAGCUUGCUGCACUAUAACUUCAAACUGAUGUGUUAUCCUUUGAAAUAAGCCAAAUGUAUAUGCUUUUUAUCAAAUAGUGAGUGCAGUAAGAGAGAGUUCAUGAUCUUGUCGAUAGGAGAUUUUCUGUUGCCAUUGUUUGGACUUGGUUUUCUAUGUGUAAGUUAAAAUUGCUAAAUAAGUCUAACGAUGUUUUGCUUUAAAUGAACAGCAUGGUCAUUGAAUUACGAUCUCCUGUAGUUUUGUGGUGUCACUAAAACAGGUUUUCAUUGGUUUAUUUCAUUUCUGUGAUAAUUUCUGUAUGUCCAGUAAUCCAUUUCUUUAAUUUAGAGCACUGAUGGCAACAUCAGGCAAUGCAUCACCACCAUCCAAGAAGGACCAAGUCUUGAUUUGCUCUGCAUGUUAAAUAGUGCAAGGCUCAGCAGGAGAAUUUGACUGUCAUUUUUCUCAUUCAUAUCACUUAGUUUCUGGUUUUUUCCGAGUUAUUUAUUAUUUUUAAUAUUGUAUUUUCCCUUGCAUUUUGUUGUAAAUAAACUACCAACAACUAUUCUUUACAA